This is a messenger RNA of Hymenoscyphus albidus, 7377 nucleotides long. The record is from the annotation of a GenBank genome assembly. NCBI's taxonomy places the organism in Eukaryota, Fungi, Ascomycota, Leotiomycetes, Helotiales, Helotiaceae.
AACUUGUAUGUGCCCUAAUCAAAUCAGGAUAUUCGCAGAGUUUCCUAACAGCAGCUAUACAGUGCAUUGCAUUGCUCGCCAUGAAGCGGAGGAAAGAAGCCAAGGACGAGGGAGGCGACCACCACGACGAGAAACCCGUACCCAGCGCAAAGAAGCUCAAGGCAGGCAAUUCUGAAUUGAGUUUGAGAAAUGGUAUCCAGUCAAAUGGCCGAACUGAAUCUCCCUCUUCACCAAAAACAUUACGCAGAGGUCUCGUGGCAGAGGACAAGAAUAGGUCAUCGCAAUAUACGGAAGGACGCGGAGAGAGCGCUGUGGAAGGCUCAUCAGAGGAUGAAGUUGGAAUGGGUUACUUGGAGGUAGAUGCUGCGCUUUCGGUCAUCACGCCAAAAAAAGAGAAACUGAAUGGGAUUCUGAAUGACGCAGCCUACAAAGUGAAUGGCAACACACCCACCAAGAGGUUGAAUGGGAAGCCACUCUUUUCAACACCAGUCAAAACUAAUGGUCAUUUGGGAAACGACGAAACUCCAAGGAUAAUAAGGAACGCGGAUCGUUCUGCGCACAGGAAGAGCACCAGAGCCUUGAUAGAGCGGAGCGUAUUGGGCAAUAUCUCUGAUAAUGAGGAGGAGGAGGAGGAUGUUGCUCAACACAUAUAUAAUUCUGAAGAGGAGGACCGUAUCGACCAGGACGCUCUUGAUAUUUCAGCUUUAGUUGAAGCUCCAGCGACGCCAUCAAAGCGAAAACGAGGCCGACCGAAGAAAGAAGUCAAAGCCAAAUUGAGACCCCCAACACCACCUCUUGAGGAUCUUCUGCCACAAGAAAAGUACUUUUUCCAAACUCGGGGAGGUAGAGUUAAGACUUCGGACAACAAUUUGUCAUCCCUUGCUUUAUUGGAUCACGAGGAAUAUUUUACACUCAAACGGGCUUUUGAUGAUCCACAUGCAACAGAUGUCGCCAAUCUGCAGAAUUUGCAUGCACAGUCUUACAAUCAAUGGCAAUUUGAGCUCAGUCAGGAUUUCAAUAUUUGUGUUUAUGGGUUUGGCUCAAAACGAGAACUUCUCAUGCGUUUUGCAGACUAUAUUCACAACUGCCAUGCCUCUACGGCUCCCAAAAUAGUCGUGAUUAAUGGCUACGUUCCAAAUCUCACUAUCAAAGAUGUCUUGACAACAAUAACAAGCGCGAUUUCCGGUACUGGCCACAAGAUUGGCUCACAGCCAGCUGAGAUGCUUGAAAGUGUAAUAGUGUUGCUCGAAGAGAGCCCUGAACAAAAUGUUACAGUAAUUGUUCAUUCGAUUGAUAAGGCACCAUUACGUCGUACUGUAGCGCAGGUAAUACUUUCUCAACUUGCUGCUCAUCCACAAAUUCAUCUAGUAGCAUCCGCUGAUCACCCGUCCUUUCCACUUCUCUGGGACAGCUCCCUUCGCUCUUCUUACAAUUUCCUGUUCCAUGAUUGCACCACAUUUUCGUCAUACAGUACGGAAGUCGACGUUGUAGAUGACGUUCAUGAACUAUUGGGAAGAAGUGGUAGAAGAGUUGGCGGGAAGGAGGGCGUAAGCUUUGUCCUUAAGAGUCUACCAGAAAACGCCAAAAAUCUGUUUAGGGUCCUCAUCGGAGAGCAGCUGGCAACGAUGGACGAAAACCAUGGCUUGGGUUUUGGAGAUGACGUGGAUAAUGACGACGAGGACCAUGGGAAGCGAGUCGGAAGUUCAAGACAGACUGAAAUCGGUGUCGAAUACCGAGUAUUGUAUCAAAAGGCCGUGGAAGAAUUCAUCUGUAGCAACGAAAUGAAUUUUCGAACACUUCUCAAAGAGUAAGCUUUCCCCAUGCGAAGUUGGAAUGUUAUAGCUAAUGGUCUACAGAUUCCAUGACCAUCAGAUGAUACAGAGUCGGAAGGACGCCUUGGGAACAGAAAUGCUCUCUGUUCCAUUUCGCAAGGAAGAACUAGAAACUAUCUUGGAGGACAUUAUGUCCUGAGAUAUCCCGCAAACUUCAUGGGUGAUUUUGUAGAACGUCAUAAAUGCAUUGAGCGCGGCGUCAAGGGUGUCAUAAAUUCAGGUUUAACCUGAGCAUAUUAAGGAUGGAAAUAAGAAUAGAUAUGGAUUUUCAAUUCCUGUUUAUGAUCGGUGAUGAUGCAGUAAGUACUCGUAUGCAUGCAGAGAAUCCACAGCCACAGAAGUUACUCAAUCUUGUAAGAUAAUACUUGUUUCCUCGUCUAUCAAUAAAUGUCUGGCUAUUCUUCAGGCCGCGGCAAGAAUUCCUCCGAACCAAUAUGAUCCUGCGUGAAUGAGACUAUGUGAUAGUGCUAUGGCCCCAUUGAACAAGGAACGUGGCAAAUAAUAUCCUUUUCUGUUGGUGUACUCGAGUGACUUGACUUAAAUCCAUUUAAUCAUUCUAGCAAUUUUAGAGAAACCUAAACAUUGAGACCAACAUUUCUGCCACCUUUCUUGUCCAUCGGGAGUGCAAUCUGGUUUUCUAGUCUCGAUAAAAGAUUUUUUCAGAGACUCUUAUACUGACAUUUAUGCCUGGAGUGGCCAUAAUUGCUACUCUACUCGUACUUCUUUGCUGGUCCGUGUUCCCCACCAGAGAAUGAACUUUCGUAGCGCAACCGAUUCAGCUAACUAAAGUCCACCAGAAAAUGCUCCGACAUGCUUUUCGCUGCUACCAAACCACGACAGGGAAUUUCAUGAUGAAAGAGUUGUCUAAAAAGCCACUUAUCGUUGUUCUUGGAGCAACAGGCACAGGGAAAUCGCAGGUCAUAUUCAUGUGCCCCUCUUCAGUUCUUGGCUAACCUCAAAUGAUAGCUCGCAGUGGAUCUGGCCACUCGAUUCGAUGGCGAGAUUAUCAACGGUGAUGCCAUGCAAAUGUACGAUGGUCUUCCCAUUGUGACGAACAAGAUCACUCCAGAGGGGCAACAGGGGAUUCCGCAUCAUCUACUUGGUUUUAUUGCGCUCGAGGAUGAGCCUUGGAAUGUUGGGUUGUUCAAGAAGAAAGCGAGCAAAAUUAUUGAAGAAAUUAGGUCUAGAGGGCGCCUACCAAUCCUCGUAGGAGGGACACAUUACUACACCCAAUCUCUCUUAUUUGAAGACACUCUGGUAGAAAUCGGCAGCGCGGAGGAAACCCCGCCAUCUUUGGAGGUUGCCUCGCCCGAACGAACAUUUGCGAUUCUUGAGGGGCCUAUAGAGGAUAUUAUACAGAAGUUAAGAGAAGUGGAUCCAGUGAUGGCAGAACGAUGGCAUCCAAAUGAAAGGAGAAAAUUGCGCAGGUCUCUCGAGAUAUAUCUUACGACGGGCAAAAGGGCUUCCGACAUAUACGCCGAACAAAAGCGUCACAAGCGGAGAAUGAGCAAUUCUGGUUCGGAGACAGCUAUACAUGGAGAAACCACAACAAAGGAUGAUCCGACAUUACUUUUCUGGGUACACUCUGAUUCCGAUGUUCUGAAGAAACGGUUGGACGAUCGAGUCGAUAAGAUGGUGCAAACUGGUCUGCUUGAUGAAGUAAAAGCAAUGGGUUCUUUCCUAGAACGCCAAAAAGAAAGAGGAGCUUCUGUUGAUUUAUCACGGGGUAUUUGGGUAUCAAUUGGAUGGAAAGAGUUUGAGGAAUACUUGACGGCGUUGAAAUCCGGAACUUGUUCUGCAGAAGAGCUGGAAAAGCUCUAUGCCCUCUCUGUUGAAAAGACACAGAUAGCCACUCGGCAGUAUGCUAAAUACCAGAUCCGUUGGAUACGUCGAAAACUCAUCACAUCUCUCUCGGAAGCCGGCAAACUCGAGAACCUCUAUCUCCUAGACGCGACUGAUGUCUCUCUGUGGGCGACUAAUGCUUCUAUACCUGCUAUCGAUAUCACGAAGAAAUUAUUAGAUGGUGAGGCACUACCUCAGCCUCAAGGAUUUUCGGAUGUUGCACAGAAGCUUUUGACGCCUGUCUUGGACGAUGAAUUGAAGGAAACUGACUUUCGUCAAGAGUGCGAAACGUGCCAUGUCACUUGCGUCGCCGAGCACCAAUGGCUGGGACAUCUCAAAAGCCGUCGCCAUCGUGCCCUUGAGAGAAAGAAAAUAAAAAAUGCAGCCAACGGUAGGUCAAGGAAGAUUGAUCACAGAUCAAACAACACUGAGAUACCAUGAAUGUCAAGUGCCAAUUCAUCAAUCAAUCUCCAAUGGUUUUUAUGCAGCAAGAGAAAGGUUUGCCAUAGUAUACUACUGGAUGUUACGAUUUCUAUUCGUACUCCAAAAUGUCUAUCCCACAUACUUCUCACAUACAAUUUUUGGGCAGAAUUUCCCUGUCUAUCAUCUAAAUGAGGAUUAAUGGCGCGCCGUCUGAUUCGAGGAAUUGAAGAUCAAUUUCUACGAGGUGGUGAAGAGGUGGCGAAGAGCAGAAGAUGGCCAUUUGAUAGUAUUCGUCUGAAAUGUGCCUUAGUACGUCAUCCGCCAUAGCUUAGAUGACGUUCACGAACUGCCCAGAGGCAAAGGAUUUGCUGUCAGCUUGGAAGAAGUUUAUGUUGCGAAGUAAAUAAGUCCUUCCAAACUCAAUAUAAUAGACUCCGAGUAUGGGUAAUAUAUACACAAGUGCUAGAUAUGUUGUAUCCCAUUCUGUGAACUGAAUAAGUAGUAGUAAAUAGCUCUUAUGAUCUCAACUCAGUUCGUAUUUUCCCUUUAUUUCAACUAUUUUAAAUGAUCAAAGUAAUAUUUAUAUAUUAACAUAAUGGAAGUGCCCUCCUAAUAUUUUAGAUGCUUACUUGAAAAUGUUCUAGAAAGGCUGAACCACCGCAUUGAUUUAUUGGUUCUUUGCUAUUUCACUGUUUAAACUAUCAUUUGGUGUGAUCCUGAAGCGUUGACCUUGGAAAUACCACCAUUGAAUUAUACGGAUGAAGCGUGAUGGUCUGUAGCCUCCAAGGACAGCAUGCCAUAUAUAGCCCCAGGAUUUUGAAUCACAUAUUCACUCAAUUAUAGGAACCACCAUGUAUCUGGCCUCCCGAUUACCUAUGAUCCACCAAAAUCCAGGGGUUCUCAUCUGAAGGGUCCAGUGCUGGAUUAGGCUCAACUUUAAUUGGAUGCUGCUUAGUCAUGCACCGCCAGAAGGCCACAUCUUCCGCCCCAAAAUAUCUAGCCGAUGCAGCUCCAUCGUGGACCUCUUCCCUUCUGAACACAUCACCACGCGUACAUCUCUUUGACACAUAAGAGUCGAGACGACGUGCCUUUUUCCCUUGUCGCUCCUUAAAACAUUUUCUUCUUUUCCACGUCUGUGAGGUUUUUCAGUGACAAACCGCCAAGAUGAGUGGCCGUAAGUCCUCCUUGCCCAUCCACGUUCGCAUGCAUUUUCGUCUUUGCGCUGCGCUAUGCUAUGCUGCCCGAGCUUCAAUUGCCUCAAUUGUGCAGCCGGCAGCGCAUCACCACACUCCUCUUCUCCAGAAUCAUGGCUGACCAUCUCUCUCCGCAGUUCGAUUCCUCGAUCUCAUCAAGCCCUUUACGCCAAUCCUCCCUGAGGUGCAGCAGCCCGAGACCAAAGUUCCCUUCAACCAAAAGUUGAUGUGGACUGGGUUGACGUUGUUAAUUUUCUUGGUCAUGAGCCAAAUGCCAUUAUAUGGAAUUGUUUCUUCUGACACCUCCGAUCCCUUAUACUGGCUUCGAAUGAUGAUGGCGAGUAACAGAGGUACUUUGAUGGAAUUGGGUAUUACGCCAAUUAUUUCCUCUGGAAUGGUCUUUCAGCUUCUGGCUGGCACACAUUUGAUCGACGUCAACCUUGACUUGAAGUCGGAUCGCGAGCUCUACCAAACCGCCCAAAAGCUUUUCGCCAUCAUUUUGUCCAUGGGUCAAGCUACAGUCUACGUGUUCACUGGUCUUUAUGGUCAACCUUCUGAUCUUGGCGCGGGUGUUGUCUUUCUCCUCAUCCUCCAAUUAGUUGUUGCUGGUUUGGUUGUCAUCCUUCUUGAUGAGCUUCUCCAGAAGGGAUACGGUCUUGGAAGUGGUAUUUCCCUUUUCAUUGCCACAAACAUUUGCGAGUCAAUUGUCUGGAAGGCAUUCUCUCCAACCACCAUCAACACCGGUCGUGGACCAGAGUUUGAGGGUGCAGUUAUCGCACUCUUCCACCUUCUUUUGACAUGGCCAAACAAGCAACGUGCGCUCCAAGAGGCAUUCUACAGACAGAACCUCCCCAACAUUAUGAACUUGAUCGCCACUCUCGUGGUCUUCGCCGCUGUAAUCUACCUCCAAGGUUUCCGCGUGGAGAUUCCAGUCAAGUCAUCCCGCCAACGUGGUGCCCGCGGUUCUUACCCAGUCCGCCUUUUCUACACCUCGAACAUGCCAAUCAUGCUUCAAUCGGCCCUCUCUUCCAACGUUUUCCUCAUCAGUCAAAUGUUGCACUCCCGUUUCGGUGAGAACCUCCUUGUUCAGCUUUUUGGUGUCUGGGAGGCAAAGGAAGGAUCAGCUCAACUCUUCGCCGUUUCUGGACUCGCAUACUAUAUGUCACCUCCAUUGAACUUUACCGAUGCACUUCUCGAUCCCAUCCAUACCGCUGUCUACAUCGUAUACAUGCUUGUCGCAUGUGCUGUAUUUUCCAAGACUUGGAUCGAGGUUUCUGGCUCCAGCCCACGCGACGUUGCUAAGCAACUCAAGGACCAAGGACUCGUCAUGGCCGGUCACAGAGAGCAGAGCAUGUACAAGGAGUUGAAGCGCAUCAUUCCAACUGCCGCUGCUUUUGGUGGUGCUUGUAUCGGUGCUCUCUCUGUUGCUAGUGACUUGUUGGGUGCUCUUGGAUCUGGUACCGGUAUCUUGAUGGCUGUCACGUAAGUUUCUCAUUCCCGCUUUAUUUACUUGACAAGAUUCUAAUAAACUAUGCAGCAUCAUUUACGGUUAUUUUGAGAUCGCGGCUAAGGAGGGUGACAUGGCAGGUAUGAAGGGUAUGAUCAUGGGAUAGGUAAAACUUUCCAUGGAGUCUUUUCAUUGCUUUUCAUAUUCAGCUUAGGCUAGAAAAAAGCCGUAGAAAUGAGCAAAUCAUUUCUCGGAUCAAGAGCGAGGGGUUCUUCGCGACCUUGUGUAAAAUCUAUAGCAAGUGGGGGGAGGGUAUCAAUGGAAUGGGAUGGUGUAACAGGGAAUCGUGACGAACCUUUUUUGAAAACAACAAAUCUGCAUUGCGUGGGUCGGUGUUCUCUCGUGGGAAGGAUAUAUAAUCUUAUCUAUGUAUUAUGGUACCCAGGUAGACAAAUGAUGAAUGUCUGUGUGUAUUAAUCUUUUCCAACUAGUUUUGUCAUGAGCUCUUCCGAUUACAUUCUUACAUGGCAGUGAAGUCGGCUUAACAAGUGUUAUCGACUUUCAGUUUUGGCGUCAGACGCCAAGUGUACUUCAGGGUCGGGCACCAUCGAUCUAUCAGGAACUUCACUACAACCUGUAA